UGAUGACAUAAAAAAAUGAAAACAAAUUGUACAUAUUGCUAAAUUUUUUUAAAAAAAUUGUAUUAAGAAAAAAAAUGUAAAUAUGUAAUAAAAUGUUCAAUCUCGAUUUUUUAUAAAACGCCUCUGAUCGAGGCAGGGUUCCCAGAACACUGGCAGCAUUUCCUGCCUGCACAGCGGGACCUGCGGCGAGACCUCAUUGAUUGGGGAAGCUGCCGGCUUUAUAGUCUGCCUCGAUCGAACGCGCCGCCAAUUCCAAGCGUUGGCUAUACGUCUAUGACUAACCAUUACGCAAGUGGAAUGCUGGAACCUUAAUUAUGAUCAAUCGUUAAUUUGUAAUGUAAUGUAGUGUGGCAGACGGCAAAUGUACACGUAAAAAUUGGUUGGAGAGUGUUUUGAAAAGCCCUGUUUGGGAGAAUAUUUAAAAAUGGAUGAUCAACAAGAAGGCGUCGUUGACGACAUUAAUAUAAUACUUUCUCCUAAUUAUAAUCGUCCAUUCCCGCAGAAUGGAGACGAAAAAAACAAAAUUCCGAUAGAAAAAGUGAGUCGUAUGAAAGCAAUCAAAGAAUUUGAUAUUUAUCAUAAUAGCAGAAAGUACAAAAUUUACAAAUGUGCAGCUAAACACAUAAUAGGUUUAGGUCGUUCUGAUAUAAAUAAAUUAGAGAAACGAAGAAGUUGGCCCGAAACAAGUGUUAAGCGAUCAAAAGUGAUGAUUAUGCGAUCUAAAAUCAUGAAACAAAAGUCAUUACGCCCAUAUGACAAUACAUUUAUAGUAAAUUUAAGUUCUGGAUAUCAUAUACCAUAUUCAUAUACAGAUAAAUCUAAAAAUCGUUUACAGACAACAUUUAAAGUUUAUAGAUGUCAAUUGAGCACCAAAGAAGAGAGCUGUUGUUGUUCCUGUAAUUCAGAUGCUAUGUUUGAAGUUAUGAAGAGUCUUUAUGACUGCUACAAGAAGAAAAAUUGUGACAAUUGCAAUUGCAUUCUUUGUGGUCAUUUACCACGAGAAGAAAGACGAGAGGGUGAGAAAAGAAAAUCAAUGGCCGCAUUGGACACAUUGAGCACAAAACAAAAAAAAAAGGAAUUGGAUAAGAUGUCUAAAACAGCAGCAAUGGAAAUGGAAGGUAAAUCUCCAGCACAAAAGGAAAAAAUACUUAAAGAUCUAGCUAUGGCAGGGGCUCCACUUCCAGAAGGAAAAACCAAGUCUGAAAAAGCAUUGGUAGCAAAAGUUCGCACAGCAUAUGGCAUACCACAAGUACCCACUGCCCCAGAAGAAAAAGAUAAGUAUAAGAUGGCUGAAGCUGCAGGAUUAGUGGUUCCUUUGGAAGGUAAAACUACAUCGGAGAAAGAGAUGAUUCUAAGAAAACAAGCUGAAGCAGGUUUAGAACUUCCAGAAGGGAGAACUCAUUCUGAAAAGGCUCUUAUAAAAAAAGUUAAGGCAACUACACCAAUGAUACCUUCCGCUCGGAUUCCUUCUGAAAAAUUACGUAAAGCUAAAGCGGCAGGUAUAAUUACACCUUUAGAAGGAAAAACACCAGCUGAAAAAGAAAAAAUUUUAAGAGGCUUAGCUAUGUCUGGAAUUCCUUUACCUGAAGGUAAAACUUCAUCAGAAAAAAAACUAAUAGACAAGGUGAGGAAAGACUUAGGCCUCCCACCUGAACCAAAAACUUCAGCAGCUAGACGAAAGUAUGACAAAGCUACAGCAGAUGGAAUAAUAACACCACUGGAAGGGAAAACUACACCUCAAAAAGAAGCCAUUCUACGAAGGCAAGCGGAAGCCGGUAUACCAUUACCGGAAGGUCGAACUCCAUCUGAAAAAGCGUUAAUUGAAAAAAUUAAAGCAACAACAAAAGCAAUGCCAUCUGCAGCUACAAUCCCUUCAGAAAAGCUACGCAAAGCUAAAGCGGCAGGUUUAAUUACACCCUUAGAAGGAAAAACACCAGCUGAAAAAGAAAAAAAUUUGAGAGGAUUAGCUAUGUCUGGAAUCCCUUUACCUGAAGGUAAAACUCCAUCGGAAAAAAAACUAAUAGACAAGGUAAGGAAAGACUUAGGCCUCCCACCUGAACCAAAAACUGCAGCAGCUAGACGAAAGUAUGAAAAAGCUACAGCAGAUGGAAUAAUAACACCAUUGGAAGGGAAAACUACACCUCAAAAAGAAGCCAUUCUACGAAGGCAAGCGGAAGCCGGUAUACCAUUACCAGAAGGUCGAACUCCAUCUGAAAAAGCGUUAAUUGAAAAAAUUAAAGCAACAACAAAAGCAAUGCCAUCUGCAACUGCAAUCCCUUCAGAAAAGCUACGCAAAGCUAAAGCAGAUGGUUUAUUAACACCUUUAGAAGGAAAAACAUCCGCUCAAAAAGAGAAAAUAUUGAAAGGUUUAGCUGAACGUGGCUUGCCUUUACCUGAGGGGAAAACUGCAUCGGAAAAAAAGUUGAUUGAGAAACUCCAAAAAGAAAAGCCAACCUCAGUGGCCGCAAUUCCUUCAGAAAAAUUACGAAAAGCAAAAGCAGCAGGUCUACUUACACCAUUGGAGGGCAAAAAACCAGCCCAAAAAGAAAAAAUAUUAAGGGGUUUAGUUGAACAUGGAAUACCAUUACCCGAAGGAAAAACUGCGUCCGAAAAGAAAUUAAUAGCCAAAGUUCGAAAAGACAUGGGUCUGCCACCAGAGCCUGCAACUGCGGCUGAGAAGCAAAAGUAUAAUAAUGCUUUAGCUAAAGGAAUUAUUACUCCAUUACAAGGAAAAAAUCGAGCACAAAAAGAAGCUAUUUUGAGAAAACAAGCCGAAGCGGGUAUACCUUUACCAGAAGGUCGAACGAAAUCUGAAAAAGCAUUAAUUAAAAAAAUUAAAGCUAGCUCUGGUCCUCCUGGUGCUGCUCCACCACCACUACCACCUGAUAAAGCAAUGAAACUGGACAAAAAAACACGUAAAAAUAUAAAAGAAGGGAAAGGUCCUAGUGAUGAAUGUAUUUGCCCUCUCUUAACCCCCUUAUCUGAAAGAGAAGAAAAAAUGGCUAUGAAAAGUCCAUCAGAAAAAAUGCGACAAGCCAAAGCUGCUGGAUUGUUAACGCCGCUGGCAGGAAAGUCACCAUCUGAAAAAGAGAGAAUUUUAAAAGGACUAGCUCAAACUGGGUUACCCCUACCAGAAGGAAAAACUGCAUCAGAAAAAGCUAUGAUAGAAAAAAUAAAAGCCACUACAAAACCGGUUUCUUCCGUAGCUCCAAUUCCUUCCGAAAAAUUGCGUAAAGCUAAAGCAGCUGGCUUAAUUACACCUUUGGAAGGAAAAACACCAGCUGAAAAAGAAAAAAUUUUGAGAGGAUUAGCUAUGUCUGGAAUCCCUUUACCUGAAGGUAAAACUCCAUCGGAAAAAAAACUAAUAGACAAGGUAAGGAAAGAUUUAGGCCUCCCACCUGAACCAAAAACUUCAGCAGCUAGACGAAAGUAUGACAAAGCUACAGCAGAUGGAAUAAUAACACCAUUGGAAGGGAAAACUACACCUCAAAAAGAAGCCAUUCUACGAAGGCAAGCGGAAGCCGGUUUACCAUUACCGGAAGGUCGAACUCCAUCUGAAAAAGCAUUGAUAGAUAAAAUCAAAGCCACGACAAGACCUGUCCCUUCUGUAGUUCCAAUUCCCUCUGAAAAAAUGCGUAAAGCGAAAGCAGCUGGACUUAUUACACCACUUCAAGGUAAAACACCGAGUCAAAGAGAAAAAAUCUUAAAAGGGUUAGUAGAACAUGGUAUACCAUUACCGGAAGGGAAAACAGCGUCAGAAAAAAUGAUAAUUGAUAAAGUUCGGGGAGACGUGGGCCUCCCACCAGAACCAAAAACAUCUGAAGCUAAACGGAAAUAUACUAAAUCACAAGCUGCUGGAAUAAUCACCCCACUAGAAGGGAAAACACCAGCACAGAAAGAAACGAUUCUUCGGAAACAAGCAGAAGCCGGUAUACCUUUACCGGAAGGUCGAACUCCAUCUGAAAAAGCUUUAAUUGCUAGUAUUAAAGCAACCGCAGGUCCAACUCCAUCUGCUACUACCCGUAUUCCUUCGGAAAAGUUACGAAAAGCUCAAGCUGCUGGUUUAAUGACCCCUCUUACAGGUAAAAAACCCAAAGAAAAGGAACGAAUAUUAAGAGGCUUAGCGAAAAAUGGAAUACCUUUACCGGAAGCCAAAACUCCAUCUGAUCAAAAAAUUAUUGACAAAGUUCGAAGAGAUAUGGGUCUCCCACCUGAACCAAAAACUCCAGCUGAAAGAAUUAAAUAUAAACAAGCAUACGCAUCCGGAAUUAUUACACCUUUAGAAGGUAAAACUCCAGAACAAAUAAAAAAAAUUUUACAGGCACAGCAUGAUGCGGGCAUACCACUCCCUGAAGGACGUAAUAAAAAAGAGAAGGCAUUAAUAAAAAAAAUUAAAGCAGGUCCACCCCCAGCUCUUCCGCCCGACAAAGUAAAAAAAUUAGAUGCGAAAACGGCCAAACUAACUAAGGAAGGAGGAGGCCCUGUUGACGAAUGUAUUUGUCCACUUUUCACUCCGGAAUCUGAAAGAACCAAAGCAUCAAUGAUGUUAAAAGAACCAGGUAAAAUUACGAGUGAAAAACUAAAAGCAGCUAAAGCUGCCGGAUUGCUGACUCCUUUAGCAGGAAAAACACCUGCUCAAAAAGAAAAAAUACUAAAAAGCUUAGCAGAACAAGGUCUUCCACUCCCUGAGCCUAAAACACCUUCUGAAAGACAGCUAAUAGACAAAGUUCGCCAUGAUCUCGGAUUACCGCCUGAACCAAAGACACAGGCUCAGAAAGACAAAUAUGCCAAAUCACAAGCCGCGGGAUUGAUUGUACCGUUAGAAGGUAAAACACCUGCAGAAAAGGAGAAAUUAUUAAGAAAACAAGCUGAAAUGGGUUUAACUUUACCUGAAGGACGAACCCCAUCCGAAAAAGCUUUAAUUGCAAAUAUAAAAGCCACUUCAAAGGCCAAGCCCUCUGUUGUUCCUAUAGCAUCAGAAAAACUACGAAAAGCUAAGGCAGCUGGUCUUAUCACACCACUAGAAGGAAAAUCUGCAGAUCAAAAAGAGAAAAUUUUGAGAGGUUUAGCAGCCCAUGGAAUACCGUUACCACAGGGUAAAACAGCAUCUGAUCAAAAAAUAAUUGAUAAAGUCCGGAAAGAUAUGGGUCUACCACCUGAGCCCACAACCUCAGCUGCCAGACAAAAAUAUAAUAAUGCAUUAUCUGCUGGUAUUAUAACACCAUUAGAAGGAAAAACUCCAGCUCAAAAAGAAGCAAUACUGAAAAGACAAGCGGAACUAGGUUUGUCUUUACCGGAAGGCCGAACAAAAUCUGAAAAGAUGUUGAUUGAUAAUAUUAAAGCUAAGACUGCAAAGAUACCCUCUGAAGCUGUCAUGCCUACAGAGAAGAUACGUAAAGCUAAAGCUGAGGGUUUCCUCACUCCCUUAGAUGGAAAGUCAACAGCUGAGAAAGAAAAAAUAUUAAAAGGUUUAGCAAAAUCAGGUAUGCCACUUCCAGAAGCAAAAACUGAUUCAGAAAAAGAAUUGAUGAAAAAAGUUAGAACAGAAAUGGGUUUACCACCAGAACCCAGAACAUCAGGUGAAAAAUCGAAGUUAUUAAAGGCGCACGCAAAAGGAAUGAUAACACCACUCGAAGGGAAAACUCCAGCAGAGAAAGAACGAGCAUUGAAACGUAUGAUAGAAUCUGGUGUACCUCUUCCAGUAGGCAGGACUUCCUCAGAAAAAGCUUUAAUAGACAAAGUAAAAGCCACCUCGAAAGCUCCGUCUUUAGUGCAUUUACCAUCAGAAAAGCUGCGCAAAGCCAAAGCAGCCGGAUUAAUAACACCUUUAAAAGGAAAAACACCUGAGCAAAAAGAAAAAAUUCUUAGAGGGUUAGCCAUGAAUGGUUUACCCUUACCUGAAGCCAAAACAGUGUCUGAACAAGAGUUAAAUGAUAAAGUUAGAAGGGAUCUUGGUUUAUCUCCAGAACCAAAAUCUUUAGCCGGAAAACAUAAAUAUAAUAAAGCUCUAGCGGAUGGUAUCAUCACUCCAUUAGAAGGAAAAUCUCCAGCCGAAAAAGAAAAAAUCCUACGACGCCUAGCUGAAAAUGGUAUAUCAUUACCAGAAGGGCGAACACCUUCAGAAAAAGCGUUGAUUACUAAUAUUAAAGCUACAACAAAACCUAUCCCAUCAGUAGUAUCGAUUCCAUCUGAAAAAUUGCGUAAAGCUAAGGAAGCAGGAUUAAUCACGCCACUAGAAAAUAAAACGCCUGCUCAAAAAGAAAAAAUUUUGAGAGGUUUAGGAGCUCAUGGCAUACCAUUACCUGAAGGCAAAACGCCAUCUGAAAAAAAAUUGAUUGAUAAAGUUCGAAGAGACAUGGGGUUACCACCAGAACCAAAAACUUCUGCUGCAAGAAGAAAAUAUAACUAUGCACAAUCCAAAGGAAUUAUAACACCAUUAGAAGAAAAAUCUCCAGCGCAGAAAGAAGCCAUUCUACGAAAACUUGCUGAAACUGGUGUGCCAUUGCCAGAAGGACGAACUCCAUCGGAAAAAGCAUUAAUUGACAAAAUUAAAGCAACAACAAAAGCGAUGCCAUCUGUAGUUCCAGUUUCGUCGAAAGUCCAAAAAGAAAAGCCAACCUCAGUGGUCGCAAUUCCAUCUGAAAAAUUACGAAAAGCAAAAGCAGCAGGUCUACUUACACCAUUGGAGGGCAAAAAACCAGCCCAAAAAGAAAAAAUAUUAAGAGGUUUAGUUGAACAUGGAAUACCAUUACCCGAAGGAAAAACUGCGUCCGAAAAGAAAUUAAUAGCCAAAGUUCGAAAAGACAUGGGUCUGCCACCAGAGCCUGCAACUGCGGCUGAGAAGCAAAAGUAUAAUAAUGCUUUAGCUAAAGGAAUUAUUACUCCAUUACAAGGAAAAAAUCGAGCACAAAAAGAAGCUAUUUUGAGAAAUCAAGCCGAAGCGGGUAUAAUGUUACCUGAAGGUCGAACGAAAUCUGAAAAAGCAUUAAUUAAGAAAAUUAAAGCUACCACUGGUCCUCCUGGUGCUGGUCCACCACCACUACCGCCUGAUAAAGCAAUGAAAUUAGAUAAAAAAACACGUAAGAAUAUAAAAGAAGGGAAAGGUCCCAGUGAUGAAUGUAUUUGCCCUCUCUUAACCCCCUUAUCUGAGAGAGGAGAAAAAAUGGCUAUGAAAAGUCCAUCGGAAAAGUUGCGUGAAGCUAAAGCCGCUGGAUUAUUAACGCCAUUAACAGGAAAGUCACCUGCUGAAAAGGAGAGAAUAUUAAAAGGUUUAGCUCAAACUGGAUUACCACUACCGGAAGGAAAAACAGCAUCAGAAAAAGCCUUAAUAGAAAAGAUAAAAGCUACUACGAAACCCGCUCCUUCGGUAGUUCAAAUUCCUUCUGAAAAACUGCGUAAAGCUAAAGCUGAGGGUUUGCUCACUCCAAUAGAAGGUAAAUCACCAGCUGAAAAAGAAAAAAUAUUAAGAGGUUUGGCAAAGGCAGGUCUGCCACUACCUGAAGGGAAAACUCCUUCAGAAAAGGAUUUAAUUAAAAAAGUAAGAUUAGAAAUGGGUUUACCGCCGGAACCUAAAACCUCGGCUGAAAGAGUAAGACUACAAAAAGCUCACGCAGCUGGAAUUGUAACGCCGUUGGAAGGUAAAACUCCAGCCCAAAAAGAAAAAGCGUUAAAACGUAUGAUGGAUGCAGGCGUCACACUCCCAGAAGGCAGGACUCCCUCUGAAAAGGCAUUGAUCGCAAAGAUCAAAUCAGAAGGACCAACUCCGUCAGUUAUGCCAGUUUCUUCAGCUAAGUUACGAAAAGCAAAGGCAGCAGGGCUAUUAACACCAUUGGCUGGUAAAACACCAGCUGAAAAAGAGAAAAUUUUAAGAGGAUUAGCAGAUGUUGGAGUUCCACUUCCCAAAGGACACACACCGUCGGAAAAAUCUUUGGUUAAAAAAAUUACUCGUGAAUAUGGGAUCCCACCAGAAGCUAAAACUCCAUCUGAAAAAGAUAUUGUACGCAAGGCAAGAGCGGAAGGUUUAUUCACACCUUUAACAGGAAAAUCCCCAGAAGAAAAAGAAAAGAUUUUGAAAGGUUUGGCAGCGGCUGGAUUGCCCAUGCCAGAAGGGGCGACUCCAUCUGAAAAGAUGUUAGUUAAAAAAGUGCGGCAAGCCGAGGGAUUGCCCCCUGAAUUAACACCAUCAGAAAAAUUAGGAAAAAUAAAAACCAAAUCAAGAGGCAUUGGCGUUGGUGAAAGGAAGCUUAGUAAAAAAGGAGGUCUUACAGAGGAAAUUCAAAGUGUUACCAGAACUACUAAAUGUGACCGAGGAUGUGGCUGUGAUCGAAAAAAAAUUAGAUUUAAACACAGUUACGUCAAAAUUAGAGUUACCUCACCUGAUAUUUCAUCAUGGUGUUCAUGCCCUCAGGAAUGUAUUCCUGGCGUAAAAGGUGGAGUUUUCGUUGAUAAUGAAGGAAUCAAAGUUACUGUAGGGAGAGUAACUGAGCAACCAUCUUUUCCUAGUGUUCUUAAUAGGAAACUCAAAGAUCAAAAAAGCUUACAAUAUAUCUUUAUAAACAAAUUCGUGAGCAAAUUUAAUUCUGAUAUUUACAGCGAUGAAGCUAAAGAUUUGAAAGUUUUAGAGAAUCCGUCUGAAUUUAUAUUCUCUGAUUCAGAUGUAUCAACAUAUGCUAUUUAUUCAACUAGUGAGUCUGAUACAAGUUUUAUGACUAAUAACUCAUCAUCUAUCAUGGAUUAUGGAUAUAACGUUAAUUGUUUCUCUAAUUUUUAUGUCAGUCAUUCAAAAACAAAUCAAAUUAAAACAGAUUCUCUAUAUUCAGAUUCUGAAUAUUAUUUAGUCGAGAGCCUUACGUCGACUAGUACGAAAUCUCUGGUAACCAAGCAACAAUCCACUUACUUAGAUUCUCCAUCACUAUUGAGCUUAUUACUAAUUAAAACUGAAUCAUCAUUAAGCCUCUCUACAAGUUCUAACAUAAGCGAAGGUACACAUACAAUAAGUGUUAUAUCAUUCAUCGAUAGUAACUUUUCCGAGAAAUCUAGUCAUUUCUUGAAUACAAAAUAUUAUGACGUAUACGACAACGAACAAUUGGCAGAUAAAUGUCCAGAAAAUGCUGUGAGUUAUAACAAUGUUAACAGCGACUUUGAUAAUACUCAAUACUCGAUUGAUGCUGAAUCCAUUGAUAAAGAUGAGAAAGCUUUCAUGGAAACGGAAGUCCCGAUUUACACGUUAUCUGAAACAAGACACGAUUUCACGGAAAAAUGUGACUUGAAAAAAAGUCCCGUCAUUGUAAUUAGCAAUCUGAGUACCGAUCGAGACGUCAUUAAUGUGAUCGAUAAAAUACUUGAAAGUAAAAAAAUAUCAGAUUCUUCAAUUUUCAUUGUUGUUUCUUCUUCUGAUUUUGGUUCAGAAAUAACUCCGGAUAGUCAAUCGACCAUUUGCAUUCAGGUUUCACAAAAUAUCUCUCAGUGGAUGUUGAAAAAUGAAGUGCCGAACAAAGAAUCGCUGUAUCCACGAGGCCUCAGUAUUUUUCAUAAAGGAAACAUGAAUAGACAAGACGAUACAAUCAACGAAACAGUAAACAACACACCACCGUUACAAAGUUUUUGUAGAACUGUAUUUAGACGGUCCAAAAGAAUAGUAUUAGGCGACAAAGAAAAACAAAUAUCUAGUUUAAACAUAGAUGUGUGCAAUGAAACACGUCCCAAACAAAAUAAAUGUAAAAGCACCUGCGGUAAAAAAGAAGAACGAAAGACGUGCACAGAAAUAGAUACAGUCAACGAACCCACUCCAGUUGAAUGUAAAAGAAGAGGGAAAUCAGAUGGUGACAAAGAAGAUAAUAUGGAACGCUUAGAAGUAAGCGUCGGGAGAUCAGUAACGUUUGACGAGGGCAGCAAUCGCGAUAUUAUUUACACCGUAGAUGAUGGUCAAAACUGUGACAUGACCAAUGUUAUAUGUUAUGAAGAGAGUAUGGAUACAACUUUGGACAGGCCGUGUUGCUGCGGCCCACCGCCCAAUCAUUUGUCAGAAGUACGUUGCGUUCACAGCGCUCUUUCGGAGUUGAUCGUGCCUCUCAUUUCAUCUCAAGGAGAUGCGCAGGGUCUAGAUAUUGAGAUGAGUUACUCACACAAAAGGAAACACAAUUAUGGCGAUACCAGCAAUGGUCUCAAUGCAUGUAAUAUGGGGACCCAAACCAAGGUAUUAAAACCGGUGCAAAACUCGGCGUCUGGCUGCAAAAGCUGUUUCCCGUGUUCUGUUACAAACAAUAAAGUUAAAAUAACUAUCAUUAGAAAACAUGUAUCGACGAAUACAUGUGAAUCUUGUUGCCCACCUGAAACUGCCGAAGCACAAUGCGUUUCGACAAAUACAAGUGUACCACCUUGCCCUCCUGAAACUGCUGAAGCUCAAUGUGGCCCGCCCAAAUUGAAACAAUUGGUAUGCGAACAUGAUUGCCUGUCGGCUGAUGAAGACAACGACAAAGGUAGCAAUAAAUUGAAAAAAAUGUUAAGCAAAAAAGAAAAGAAACAAAAGAAAACCAAGAACAAACAAAAAGUAAAUUCUAAAGAUGAAGAAUUACAAUGUUCACCUGAUAAUUUGAUGGAUACAUUAGAACAAAUGAUGAGGGACAUGAAUCAGGCACUAAAUAAUGCUGAUAGAAUUUUAAACAAAGCACAGAAUCCCACAGACGCUUCAAAAGGAAAGAAAGCUACAGCACAUAAGAGUAGAGCAGGUGGAAAUAAUUCGCCACCGACGUCGGGAGGAUGUUACAGUCCAACAUCAAUAGAUUCGCCACCAACUUCGAAAGGAUGUUGGGGAUCAGCACCAAAGGAUUCUGCACCUACUUCAUCAGGACGUAGGGUCAACGCACGCGCUCCUAAAGGGUGUUGGGGUUCAUCAUCAAAAGAUUUAGCACCGACUGCAAAUGUAUCUCGAAACUCACCACCGAAAGAUUCAACGCCACCUUCUAGAGGUUGUUGGGGUUCAGCAUCAAAGGAUUCAGCACAGACUUCAACUGGACGUAGAGGAUCACCACCUACUUCGAAAGGAUGCUUUGCAUCAGCACCUACUCCCAGAGGGUGUUGGGGUUCAAUGCCGAAAGAUUCAACACCAAAUUCAACAUCGCCUUCAAGGGGAUGUUGGGGUUCCGCGCCAAAAGAUUCGACACCAUCUUCGAGGGGAUAUCGGGGUUUACCACAACAAGAUUCAUCACCACCUACAAGUGGAUGCUGGGCUGGACCACCAAUAGCAAGAAACCAAAGAAAUUCACCCCCAGGAACCCAGAGAAAUAAUUCCAGCAAAGAUGUAACUUGCCCGAGCAAAGCAAAAACGAUUCCUACACAAGCUGGAACCCAAAGAACUAGUUGCAGCAGAGAUGUGUCUUGCCCGAAUAAAGCAAAAACAAUACAAACACAAGCGGGCGGGCCGUACUCUCAAAUGCCUCCGGGAAGCUCGAGCACAUGCUUAUCUAACCAUGAUAAAUGCGUUUGUAACAAUCCAGACAAAGGCUUGUGUGCUUGCGAUGAAAAGACACGAAAGAAGAAGUAUAAAGAGGCAAUGAAGAAGAAGAAAAAAGAAAUGAAAGAACAGAAACGUCGAGAGAAAAUUAAGAAAAACAACAAAUGUGUGUGUCCUGAAGAGGAGCCUCUGACCGCUACGUCGGAAUAUGAUUUUACUCUAUUAGAUCAAAUCUCAAUCACCGAAGAAUGGAUUGAUCUAAAACGCAUCAGGCAAUUGCAAUCCGAACAGACGCAAGUGACAUCAGGAUUCAACAUUGGUUUUAGGAAAAGGCCGAGAUCAAGCUUGGAACAAUUCCCAAUGUUCGAAAAUAGUUUCGAGGACGCUUUGGAGUACUACAACAUGUUCCCGACUCCUCAAGACGAAGAAGAGAGAAUGAAGAAGGAAGGCAAGGUUUGCCCGUGCGAGGAUCCGAUCAUAGACAAAUGCCUAUGUCCAGAAGACAAGUUGGCGCUGGAAUCAAUUCCGCCCGGUCCCUUAUUCAUAACUGAAUCCUCUAUGGAAGAAGAAGAAGGAGACUUGAACCUUGUUCCGGAGGGAGGAAUCAAGUUCUUACUCACCGGUAAGGGUUCCCAUUCGAAAGGUCUUGGUGGUUUAUGCUGUUUCGAUUUCAUACAGCAGGAAAGCGGAAUACUACAAGUCAUUGAUAAGAAAGUAAGUAGUAUAUCCGUAUAAACAAAGACACGUGUACACAAAUGUCGUCUGUCCAUAUUGUUUAUGUGAAGUUUUUAUAGGUAUUAUUUUGAAUGAAUAGUAGUACAUCCAUUCUUUUUAAAUUGUGUAGUGAAAUUAUAAUCAUUUGUUUUGAUAACGAAAUAAAUAUAUGAUCAC
Messenger RNA from Plodia interpunctella (Indianmeal moth), 12343 nucleotides. RefSeq names its product nascent polypeptide-associated complex subunit alpha, muscle-specific form-like. The transcript has 10 exons. Bases 425 to 12187 code for a protein of 3920 amino acids. The record is from RefSeq and is a predicted model, not a curated record. Lineage: Eukaryota; Metazoa; Arthropoda; Insecta; Lepidoptera; Pyralidae.